AUGGAGUUCGACUGCGAGGGUGUGAGACGGCUACUUGGCAAGUACAAAUUCAGAGAUCUAACAGUGGAAGAACUAAAGAAUGUUAAUAUGUUUUACCCACAUUUCAGAUAUUCUGUGGACACCUAUGUUUUUAAAGAUAGUUCCCAGAAAGACCUGCUGAAUUUUACUGGCACUAUUCCUGUGAUGUAUCAGGGUAAUACAUAUAACAUACCAAUUCGUUUGUGGAUUUUGGAUUCUCACCCUUUUGCUCCACCCAUUUGCUUCUUGAAGCCAACUGCAAAUAUGGGAAUCUCAGUCGGAAAACAUGUGGAUGCUCAAGGCAGAAUAUACUUGCCAUAUCUCCAAAACUGGAGCCAUCCUAAAUCUGUUAUUGUUGGAUUAAUUAAAGAAAUGAUUGCCAAGUUUCAGGAUGAGCUUCCCCUGUAUUCUCAGUCAUCAUCUGAUGAGGCUUGGCAGGUAGACUUGCUAGCCUAUAUUGCAAAGCUCACUGAAGGUGUUUCAGAAAUAAAUUCAAGAAGCUGGACAAAUCAUGAGACUAAAACACUUAAUAAAAUUACCGUCGUUGGAGGUGGAGAAUUGGGUAUUGCCUGUACAUUAGCAAUUUCAGCAAAGGGCAUUGCAGACAACCUGGUUCUCUUAGACCUCUCGGAAGGGACUAAAGGAGGGACAAUGGACCUUGACAUCUUCAACCUGCCUAAUGUGGAGAUAAGCAAAGAUAUGUCUGCCUCUGCUCAUUCCAAGGUGGUGAUCAUCACAGUCAAUUCUCUGGGUAGUUCUCAGUCCUAUCUUGAUGUGGUGCAGAGCAAUGUAGAUAUGUUCAGAGCCCUUGUCCCAGCUCUGGGACAUUAUAGUCAAAACAGUGUCCUGCUUGUCGCAUCACAGCCAGUGGAAAUCAUGACCUAUGUGACAUGGAAGCUGAGUGCAUUUCCUGAAAACCGAGUGAUUGGAAUCGGAUGUAAUCUGGAUUCACAGAGAUUGCAAUAUAUUAUUACAAAUGUUUUGAAAGCAGAGACUUUGGGAAAAGAUGUAUGGGUUAUUGGUGAGCAAGGAGAAGACAAAGUGCUCACAUGGGGUGGCCAAGAAGAAGCAAUGAGUCACAACUCUAAGGUACAGCUGUCUAACAGGGAUAUUAUGAUAUAA
Messenger RNA from Chrysochloris asiatica (Cape golden mole), 1140 nucleotides. It is a transcript of the gene UEVLD, whose product is annotated as UEV and lactate/malate dehyrogenase domains. Gene Ontology annotation, biological process: endosome to lysosome transport; carboxylic acid metabolic process; protein modification process. The record is from RefSeq and is a predicted model, not a curated record. Gene Ontology annotation, molecular function: ubiquitin binding; oxidoreductase activity, acting on the CH-OH group of donors, NAD or NADP as acceptor. Gene Ontology annotation, cellular component: ESCRT I complex. The transcript is spliced from 11 exons. NCBI's taxonomy places the organism in Eukaryota, Metazoa, Chordata, Mammalia, Afrosoricida, Chrysochloridae. Bases 1 to 1140 code for a protein of 379 amino acids.